AUUUAGUGUGAAAAACUUGGGAUUGUCACACACAUUUUUUGUAAAUAUGUCAAUUCUCAAUGAACAAGAUGGCGUGGCUGCCUAAUUACGUCCAUCUUCUUGCGGCGUCCCUGCUCCUAGCACCUAUAUUGGCGGGUGUCUGCCCUGACGGGUGUGUUUGCAGCACAACGCGAGAUGGUCUCCAUCGAGUCACCUGUAGCAACCUCGCAGAGCUUUAUAAAUAUUCUCUCCGACAAAAACACCAUAAUAUUAACAUUCUUGAUCUCUCACAUAAUAAUAUAACAAAAAUUACCCACGAGUUGGAUCGAUUGACCGAGGUGGUAACACUUGAUCUGUCUACUAAUGGACUCACUGAGCUUAACAAAUUUUUGCAUAACGCAAAAAAAUUAGUUCAUCUAAAUUUAGCUCAUAAUAGAAUACAAAAACUCUCACUGACGUUGCUGCCCACAAGUGUUAGUUCCUUGGAUUUAACGGGUAAUCUUUUGAAAGAUGUGCCGUCGGACUUAGCUCAUUUACCUAGCCUAGAACAUCUGGAAUUAAGCGGAAAUCCUUUAGACUGUUCUUGUGCAAACAUUAUUGCUCGCAACCGUUUGUUAGCCGCAAACGUAUACAUUGAUAAUGUAUUAUGUCAGACGCCAGUUCAUUUGAAGGGUCGUUCCUGGCUAGAAUUAAAAAUAAAGGAUAUUUGUAAAGUUACUAAACUGGAUUUCAUGGAUAUGAUGAUGGGCGACCAGCCAUAUGAUGCUGUGCGAGUUGGUGAAGAGACUACAGCCCUUAAAUCUAUGCCUUUAGUAGCUAGUAGUGAUCUUGAUGAUGGUAAAAUUAUACAUGAUGCGGAUGUAGCAGAUGAUGAUGAUAGCUUGCAGUUUAUGAAAGUUGGUCGUAUUACUUCGUCAUCUCCUAUAAAUGAAAUUGACGGUUCGGGAGAUGCUGAAAGCACCACAAUGAGUGAUAUUAUAGAGCCUAUCCAAGAACAAAAAAGGUUCGGUAACUUACUGGCCAGUGACGAAAUUUUACCGGCAGUUAACGUUCAUACUACUGAAGAUCCUAUACAAGGAUCCGGUGAAGGGUCUGGUUACUUCAUACCCGAUUAUGAAGAAACUACUGAAAUAAUUGUUGAAAAGACUACUGUCAUACUUAAUGAAUUAAGCCCUGAUCCAGUUGAAAGAAUAUUUACUGAUGAUGAUAAUUCUAGUGAUGCAGAAUUUCCAAUGCCACAACCACCAACAAUUUAUCAAGGUGGUCCAGAUUGGCACAUUAAAAAAGAUAUAGUGACAGAAAAAUCAGUUACUCCGGAAGUUACAAGAGAUACAACUGUUUCUGAACAAAUCCGCGUAACUCAAGCAUCAGAGGUUCUCGGCCAAGUACCAGCUAACGAUCAAAAUGUAGUGCCACAUAAAACGGGAACCUAUGUUUGUAUUGCAUUAAUAAUUGUCUUACUUGUUGGGUUAAUUGGAUUUGCAAUAACUAAAGGUCAAAUGAGAAAGCGUAGAGACCGCCGAAUUUUAAGGCAGCAAAAGAGAGAUGUAGAAAAAGCCUCUAAAGAAAUGGUAGAUAUGAAUAAAUCUUUAUUAGGGAAACCAGCCACAACAGAAAAUCCUGUGGAAAGAAAAGUUAAUGGAAAAUAUGAACUUGUACCAACACACGAGACACAUCAAAAAAAGUGUGAAAAUGGUGAAGUUGCCAAUGGCAUAAAACACAAAGACAAUGAAAAUCUUAGAACAGAUAGUCCUCGUGAUACGAAUCAAAACAAGAGCAGUUCGAUCGACAAUAAUUUAGCUCAUGAUCCUAGAGUGCCAAAACAAGAAACGUCUUUUGAAUCGGAUCCAGGGGCGAAUUCUAGGAAGGAUACUAACUCACUGUCCAGUGAAGAUAUAUUUGUUCCAAUAAAUGAUGACGAUAACCCUACGCCAGAUCGUAAUCGAGAUUCCGGUGUGUCUCAGCCUCUCAUAAAUGGAGAUCCUUCAGUUGAUACUGACUACUUGUCACCGUCACGUGAAUAUGUGCCCGUGUACUCUCCCGAUAUGGGAAGAGUUCGUAUAAAAAUGACAGAAAUCCCUAAGCCAAAAACGCCAGUGCUAGUUACUCGGAGUAGGUCAAAUGCUGGUGAUAUAAUUAUAACGCCAUCAACCGACGGAAAUGCACCAAAAUCAACUACUUGAAAACUUAGGACCAUUGAACAGGAUAAGAACAAUUUGUGUAUAUCUGUGUCAAUUAGCAAACAUUUCACUAUUGGCAAAAACUGUGAUUAUUUUGUGGGCGUAAGUGAGGGAACUCUUAUUUAUGAGGGUCUGGCGUUUUGACUGUUAUAAGUACUGCCAAAGUGUGUUUGUAGUCGACAGUGCCUUUAUAUUUGUUAGUCGUAUAAAUAUAUUUAUGAGAGCAUUUUGUGCGAUAAGUAAAAAUAUUUUUAUACGUUUAAAAAUGUUGCCAUGUUCAUUAUAGUUUAAAAAUGGUUACACAAAUCGUUUCAUAGCAAUCUGUUUAUGUAACACAAAUUGUACAAUCAUGUAUUGUAUUCUUUACUAGGUCUUUGGUUACUUUGGGUACAAUUCUUGAGUUGUCAAUGGUUGUGUACUUACCUUUAUCGCUCCGAUGCUGCACGUGAGAAGAAAUGUAGAACAACGAAUGUUUUUAAAUGGCUGUUGUCCAACAUAUUAUAAAAUCCUCCCUUAAAGAGAUACACUCUCGUUCUAUGCAUAAGUUCCUUAUGAGUAAUUUUAUUAAAUUAUUAGUUAUUUAAGAUUGUGAUACCAUUUAUUUUAAGUAACCAUGCUAUUAAGGUUAAAUAUAUGCAGGAACAUAAUUAUUUCAUUGUAUAUUUGUUUAGUUAGUUUUAUUUGAAAUUAUUUUAUAUUGUAAUUAAGAGAUGUUUUAAUUGCUGUAUCACUCUGCUUUUGCUGACUUGGAAUUCAUUUUUCAUUAAUUUAUCGACAUAUAUAUAUAUAUUUAAAAUGGUACUUUUUCAAUAUUAUAAAUCAAAAUAUAGAACAAUAAACUAUUUCAAUGUAAAGAGAUUUAUAAUUCAUGUGUUUUAUUUCAAACUAUAUAAAGUCUUGUUUGAAUGAAA
Molecule: messenger RNA, 3070 nt
Organism: Melitaea cinxia (Glanville fritillary)
Lineage: Eukaryota; Metazoa; Arthropoda; Insecta; Lepidoptera; Nymphalidae
Gene: wdp
Product: protein windpipe
Exons: 2
Coding region: 60-2162 (700 amino acids)
Molecular function (GO): protein binding
Source: RefSeq, a predicted model, not a curated record